CUUCAAUCCGCUACCCAUAGAUAAAAAAGUUCAUUUGUUUAAUUUCAAUUUCGAUUUUACUGUUUCAUAUCGAUUCUUUUCUCUUCUUUCCCAGUGAAACAGUCUGUAGUUUUGCACUACAUUGUAACAUUAUAUCAUACUGAGGUUUUCUCUCUUAUAUGAAUCAAGAAAUUCUGGACAUUAUUAUACUUACCAAAAUUCUUUCUUUUGAAAGAGAAGACAUUUUUUCCUUUUACAUAAUUCUGCUUAGGCUUCUGAUGGCUGGUAGUUGGACUCACCACCAAAUGUCAACUUUUUCCAUUUCACAUACUCGUCUAAUAUGGCUGGUAUAGCGCUGAAUAUCGUAUGAAAAAAAACCCCUGAGUUAUAAUCCAAUUUACUAUAAAGCCGAGGAAAUCUGCAGUUAUGUUCGCCAGUCAGUUCACAUUUGUAUAUUACUUAGGCUUUUUGGUGGUUCUCCAAAGGUCGGUUGUAAUAUUGGUUAACUGCUAAUUGAAUCUUUUUAAUACCUCAGUAUUACAAUCGGUAUUUUCCUCAUAAGUUGAACCAUUGAUUAUAAUAACCUUGCGGUGGUUAUUCUUAGAUAUAUUCUUAAUUGGUCUAUAAUUUCUCCGUUGUUCUUUUGUAUAUAUAAUUACUCUUGGACCGUAUUAUAAUAGACAAUGGGAUUCUCAUCUCGAUCCCUCGCUUAUUUCUUAGUGGGCUGCCUUCAACUUGUUACGGCUUCUCCAUUGUAUGAUGGUCCAGAAGUUAUGGAAGCAUCAUCUCAAAAACUCGAAAAACGUUCAACUGAUGUCUUCAAUCAAGUCAUUGAUACAUCUGAUCCAUCAACCCUAUUUGGCUCCGCAAGCCAUCCUUUGACCCCAGCCGGGCUUUCCGAAAGUGGAAAGCCUACCGAAACAAACAAGUUCUAUGAUAACCUUUUGAUCGGCUCAAGAACCUCUUUUCUCUAUGCUGACCCAUACCGCUAUUGGUGGCAGUCGUCCAUUACUCAUUCUGGUAUAUGCAUUGCUCAUACUGAUGAAAAUCAACGUGUCUUCGACUGGGGUAGCACCGUUCCCAAUUUCUAUUAUAAUCCAAUUGGUCUUUGUUCUUUAGCUUUUGGUGGCUCUGGAUUGACUAACGCCAUUGCUCCCCAGGUCGACGAAAUCGAUCAGUUGUCCGCUCGCGUAAAUUUCAACUGGGGUUCUUCUUCAAUGAAAAUCUCUUUGGUCGAAGGUUUGGCCUUUACCACUGCUGAAUACAGCAAUGCCGUUCCCGAAAUCUUCACAUCUACAUUCUUUAUGAAUGCUGUGGUAUCGGCUUCUGGAUCCUCCGCUACUCAAAAGUACAAAGUCACACUGUCCGAUGGUCAUAUCUGGCUCAUUUAUGUGUUUGGUGAUCACCUUACUUUGAACGCCAACGGAAACCAAGUUCUUGUUGGCUCAAACUCCUUCAAUGGCUACAUUCAAAUAGCAAAGAUUCCCUUUGGCGAUACUAAAGCUGAGUCUAUUUAUGACCAACAUGCAGGCAGUUAUGUAACUGGUAUUUCUGUUUCCGGUCAUGUUGAUGGCGACACAGGUUACUAUACCUUCAACCUGAAGACUUCCGGUGAUAGUUCUGUUACGCCUUUGCAUUUCUUGUUGCCCCACCAAAUUGAAUCACUGUCCUCUGGUGCAUCUACUACCGAUAUUUCUUUGGUUUCACUUGUUAGUGGCUACGCGACAGCUGUUGCCGGCAGUUCAAUUACUUUUGCUGAUACUGUUCCUAAAGAUAUCCAUUUCUUGCCCUGGUCACCUGAGGGUAAGAAGGUUGGUUAUUCAACCGAUGCACUCAAUAUGAUCACCACUGUUGCUGAUCAAGAGGUGAACGGUGAUAUGGCUGCUGAAAGUAAUUUGGACUCUAUGUAUUAUAGCGGUAAGGUUCUUGCCAAGUAUGCUAUGCUUUGCCUUACAGUUAACGAUAUCGUUAAUAAUACUCAGACGAGCAAUACCUGUGUGCAAAAGUUAGAAAGUGCCAUGGCUCGCUUCGUCGAUAACAAGCAAAUUAAUCCUUUGGUUUAUGAUUCUACCUGGAAGGGCGUAGUCAGCAAAGCAGGACUUUCUGGCUAUGCAAUGGCUGAUUUUGGAAAUACUUACUACAAUGAUCACCAUUUUCACUAUGGUUACUUUGUUUUGACAGCUGCCGUUAUUGCUCAUAUUGACCCUAAUUGGUUAACUGUUGGUAACAACAAGAGAUUCAUCAAUUCGCUUAUUCGUGAUGUUUCUAAUCCCACUAGCGAUGAUCCUUAUUUCCCUGUUCAAAGAAUGUUUGAUUUUUACCAUGGUCAUUCCUGGGCAGGAGGUCUCUUUGAGGCUAAUGAUGGCAAGGAUGAAGAAUCCACUUCAGAAGACUAUAAUUUCUUCUACGGUAUGAAGUUGUGGGGUGAGGUUACCGGUGAUCAUGCUAUGGUGGAUCGUGCAAAUAUUAUUCUAUCUGUUUUAAAGCGUGCACUAAACAAGUAUAUUCUUUAUUCGGAUGGAAAUGUUCAACCUAAAUCUAUGCAACCUAACUAUGUUGCUGGUAUUACCUUCAUGAACAAGAUUACUCACGUUACCUACUUCGGAAUGAAUCCUGAAUAUGUCGAAGGUAUUCAGAUGCUUCCAAUUACCCCCAUUUCCGCCUACAUUCGAGAGCAAUCUUUCAUUAGAAACGAAUGGAACAAUAUGCUUAUCAACGCUCUUGCAACAGCUAGUCCCCCUUGGAGAACCUUGUUGUAUGCUGAUUAUGCUAUUGCAGAACCAUGGACCAGCUACAACUAUUUUGCUACACCCGCCUUCCAAGCUGGCUGGUUAGAUAUUGGUGCUUCUCGUGCUUGGUAUUUAGCAUUUUCCGCUGGUUUGGACGGUAGAAAUGCUGUUUACUACCCUACUGACGUUUACGCUUCUGAUUCCGAUUCUUCUUCCUCUUCAUCUGGCUCUAGCUCUUCUUCAGCUUCUGUUACUACCACAACAAGCCAGGUUCAUCGAACUACUUCCGUCACGAGCUCGGUUAGCCUCCCAACCGACGGUAUCGAUACCAGCUCCACUGCUGUUACUAUAAUUUCCGUAUCCAGUUUCGCACCUGUGCCCACUUCUACUUCAACUUCAAGCUUGAAGAUUUGUAACAAGGCUGUGUACGAUCCAUCUCUAUAUGUCUGCGAUGAUGAUGUACUGUGCCCUAUAGUGAAUGGUGUUUCAUACGCGAAUUGCAACGGUGCUUGCUAUAACCCAGUUCAUUACGGGUGCUACAACAACGCUUUAGGCUUGCCUACAGGCACUUCUUCUUACACUAUAUCGUCUUCUAUCCGUACAUCUGCACCCACCGCAGGCACUUCCUCCGGUACCCCUUCAACAGAUACUAAUUUAUCUGAAUCACCUAGACCCACUUCUGGAAUGCAUACAUGCGGUGGUACCAUGUAUGAUGCUAGUGCUAUUGUUUGCUAUAAAAAUGAUGUUCUUUGCCCUGUUAUUGAUGGUGAUGUCUAUCAAGAAUGCAACGGUUCUUGCUACAAUUCCUCCAAGUUUACCUGCAAAAAUGGUUCAGUAUUUCACAAAAAUGGUUCAGAAUCUUCCACUGCUAGUGCCACUACUGCCACGAGUGCUACUCCUACUUCUUCGUCUAUUACAGCAACUUCUCCUUCUGCCACAGCAUCUUCUACUCCGAUUAUCGCUCAAUGUGGUUUGGCUUGGUAUAAUUCUAUGAGCUAUGUAUGCUAUGGUAACUUACUCUGUCCCAUUGUCGGUAAUAAACCAAUGCAAGCCUGCGGUAGCGCGUGCUAUGAUUCUGAUGCUUAUAAUUGCCUUGGUGGUAGACUUGUUUCCAACUAAAUUGAGUGGGCGCUAUUUGAAAGCAGAGACAAGCAAUGAUAAAAUGCUUCCGCUUACAUUUGUUAUUUUUAUUUUUGUUAAUGAACUGUUUCUUUACAUAAGAACACGUCUGGUACGUGUUACAAUAUGGGAUUAACAUAAUGAUGCUUCUGCAUUUGCUUGCUGCCUUUUUUGUGAAUGAAAAGUAAGGGGCUAAUCAGUUAAUCGUAUAUUUUGUGCAUAUUUGUUUGGGUCUUUUUGAUAAAGACGUUUGAUGGACUAUUGUUCAAUUUUUUGAGAGAAUUGAAUCUCUUGUUUGGGUGUAUAUAGAUAUAGACAUACAUAUAGACUGUAUAGACACAUACUUAUAAAUAUUAUUUUUAAUAUCAGUGUCACGG
This is a messenger RNA of Schizosaccharomyces cryophilus OY26, 4204 nucleotides long. Its product is annotated as endo-1,3-beta-glucanase Eng1. Lineage: Eukaryota; Fungi; Ascomycota; Schizosaccharomycetes; Schizosaccharomycetales; Schizosaccharomycetaceae. The coding region runs from base 663 to 3827 and encodes 1054 amino acids. Gene Ontology annotation, molecular function: endo-1,3(4)-beta-glucanase activity; carbohydrate binding; glucan endo-1,3-beta-D-glucosidase activity. Gene Ontology annotation, cellular component: cell surface. The transcript has a single exon. The record is from RefSeq and is a predicted model, not a curated record.